This is a messenger RNA of Perognathus longimembris pacificus (Pacific pocket mouse), 1083 nucleotides long. RefSeq names its product G protein-coupled receptor 15 (gene Gpr15). NCBI's taxonomy places the organism in Eukaryota, Metazoa, Chordata, Mammalia, Rodentia, Heteromyidae. The record is from RefSeq and is a predicted model, not a curated record. Gene Ontology annotation, cellular component: membrane. The coding region runs from base 1 to 1083 and encodes 360 amino acids. The transcript has a single exon. Gene Ontology annotation, biological process: immune response; G protein-coupled receptor signaling pathway. Gene Ontology annotation, molecular function: G protein-coupled receptor activity.
AUGGACCCAGAAGCGACCUCAAUUUAUUUGGAUUACUAUUAUGCUACAAGCUCAAACCCUGAGAUCCAGGAGACCAGUUCCUAUGUGCCUUACACAUCUGUCUUCCUUCCCAUAUUUUACACAGCUGUGUUCCUGACGGGAGUGUCGGGGAACUUCAUCCUCAUUGGGGCACUGUAUUUCAAACGUGGCAGCAGAAGACUGAUCGAUAUCUUUAUCAUCAAUUUGGCUGCCUCUGACUUCAUUUUCCUGGUCACCUUGCCUCUCUGGGUGGAUAAGGAAGCAUCUCUCGGACUGUGGAGAACAGGUUCUUUCCUGUGCAAGGGCAGCUCCUACAUGAUCUCAGUCAACAUGCACUGCAGUAUCUUCUUGCUCACUUGCAUGAGCGUGGACCGCUACCUGGCCAUUGUGUGCCCAGCCCUUUCUAGGAAACUCAGAAGGAGGGACUGUGCCUAUGCAGUUUGUGUAAGUGUCUGGAUGAUCUCUUGCCUCCUGGGAUUGCCUACUCUUCUUUCCAGGGAGCUCACCCUCAUUAAGGAUAAGCCAUACUGUGCUGAGAAGAGGGCUACUUCCGUAAAACUGACAUGGGCUCUGGUAGUAUUGAUUCUCACCUUUUUUGUGCCCUUGGUGAGCAUCCUGACCUGCUACUGCUGUAUCACAAGAAAGCUGUGUGCUCAUUACCAGCAAUCAGGAAAGCAUAAUAGAAAGCUGAGGAAAUCCAUAAAGAUCAUCUUUUUUGUAGUGGCAGCCUUUGUCUUCUCCUGGUUGCCCUUUAAUAUAUUCAAACUCCUGGCCAUCGUUUCUGGGUUGCAACAAGAGUUCCCAUUUUCCUCAACUAUUCUUCACCUGGGCAUGGAGGUGAGUGGGCCCCUAGCAUUUGCCAACAGUUGUGUCAAUCCUCUCAUUUACUACAUCUUUGACACAUACAUCCGCCGGGCCAUUGUGGGCUUCUUGUGUCCUUGCCUGAAGAACUCUGCCUUUGGGAGCAGCACGGACACGCUAGAUAGUCACCUCACUAAGGCCCUUAACAACUUCAUUCAUCCAGAGGAUUUUGUCAGACGAAGGAAGAGGUCCGUAUCACUCUAA